Molecule: messenger RNA, 593 nt
Organism: Leptinotarsa decemlineata (Colorado potato beetle)
Lineage: Eukaryota; Metazoa; Arthropoda; Insecta; Coleoptera; Chrysomelidae
Product: HIG1 domain family member 2A, mitochondrial
Biological process (GO): mitochondrial respirasome assembly
Cellular component (GO): mitochondrion
Source: RefSeq, a predicted model, not a curated record
AUUUGACAUCUGACAGCUUUUCGACAUCUGGGGUUAGAAUUUGAUUUAAUUUUGGGUCUACUUUUAAAUAACGUUAAAACAACAAUAUGUCUUCGAAAAACACACAUUUCACCGAAGAAGAUUUAGAAAAGUUUGACUGGUUAACUUUGAGAAAAGACAUGGAUGCUGCCCUUCCUAUAGAAACAUUUACUGAGAAAUUUAUAAGAAAGUUUAAGGAGAACCCAUUCGUUCCCAUUGGAUGUGCUGCAACCACAAUAGCUCUCAGUUAUGGUGUAUGGUGUCUCGGAACUGGCAAGAGAAAGAUGUCACAGUAUAUGAUGCGAACAAGAGUUGUUGCUCAAGGCUUCACCAUACUGGCUAUGGUGGCUGGUGUCACUAUGACUGCACAGAAAAACUUCAAAAUUUAAUUCAGUUUAGACAUUGUAUGUAGCCACUGUAUAUAAUUUUAGAAAGGUUGAUAUUAUUUAGUUCCAAUAUUACAAUAGAUAUAUUAUCCCUUCCAUUGGUGCACAUAACAACCGCGUUUUAUUGAAUUAUCAAGUUCUUAUCCUUACUGAAGCAUGUAUGAGAGAUCAAAAGGACAAUUUUAAGCU